AUGAGGUUGGAAUCUCAGGGCGGCGGGAGUCCGGAGGAUGACGAGCAGGUCAGGAGGGCGAGGGCGUUCGAGGCGGCGCAACAUGCGCAGAGUUGGAAGGAGGCGAUUCGGAGGAAUCCCAAGGCACUUUUGUGGUGUGCGUAUUCGUUGUUUACGUGUAUUAUGUGGGGGUAUGAUGGGCUUGCUAGUUCGAUUGUUCUUGCGAUAGAUCGAUUUCGACAGGAUUAUGGGGACGAGUUUGAGGGCCAGUAUGUCGUGCCUGCUAUCUGGCAGUUGGCGCUGGGUGGUGCGAGUUUGUUUGGAUUGCUGUUUGGUGGUAUCAUCGCGGGGUAUGGUGCCAAGAAGUGGGGGAGGCAGUUCUUCAUGUUCAUGUCGUACAUGCUGAGCGUUGCUGGUGUUUUUCUCCAAUGGUUCUCGUCACCAGGGAAUCUUCCACUUCUCUUCGGCGGCAAGGUUCUCACUGGUAUCCCCCUCGGUGUCUUCAUCACUAUUGCACCAACAUACUGUGCUGAAAUUGCACCUUUCGCUCUUCGAGGAGCUACGACUGCUGCUGUCAAUUGGAGUAUCGUCUUCGGUCAGUGUCUCGCAUAUGUUGUGAUGCGUCAAACCCAAUACUUCGACAACGCAAACUCGUACCGUAUUCUAUUCGCCGUACAAUGGAUCUUCGCCGGCAUCGCACUAAUGAUCCUCCCUUUCUUCCCCGAAUCACCAUACUGUCUUGUCGCCCAAGGCCGAAUCGACAAAGCGAUGAAGAACACGAGACGACUUCACGAUGCGAACUUCGAUACAGAGGGUUUCAUCGCUUCGAUCAAAGUCGAUUUAGAGACUCAGGCUAAGACCCAGAGGGAGGCGAGCUUCAGGGAAUGUUUCCAAGGAAAGAACACAUUCAGGACGUUGAUUGCCAUGAGUACUUUCUUUAUCCAAAGCGUCAGUGGAAUGAGCUGGAUUAUUGGGUACAUGGCGUAUUUCCUGGAACUUGGAGGAUUGAGUACCGGCGCGGCCUUCAAUGCUACGGUUGGACUGUCAUUUGUUAUGUUGGUCGGGAAUAUGGUUGGAUGGGUGUUUGUCGAGAGGUAUGGGAGAAGAGGGACUGCUCUUUAUGGAGCGAUCAUCCUCUCGGCAGCACUAUUCAUGAUCGGUAUCACCGCCAGCAUUCCUUCCAAAUCCGCAAUCUGGGCUCAAGUCUUCUUCAUGGCCAUCUGGUCCUUCACCUACCAAUCCACCAUCGGGUCCGUGGCAUGGGCCAUCGUCGCCGAAGUCUCGAAAUCUUCUCUACGCUCCCACACCCAAUCUCUCGCAACCGUCACCAACGGCCUCGUCGGCGCCGUCUCAGGUGUUCUCUUACCAUUCGCUAUGAACCCCAAUGACGCGGAUCUAGGAGGCAAGAUUGCUUUCAUCUAUGGAGGGAUAUUAGGAGUUAGCUGUAUAGGCAUUUGGAUGUACUAUCCCGAGACGAAGGGGAGGACGUUCAAGGAAAUUGACAGGUUAUUUGAGAUGGGGGUGCCGCCGAGGGAGUUUGCGGGUAUGAGGUUGGAAGAGGAAUGA
Molecule: messenger RNA, 1545 nt
Organism: Mollisia scopiformis
Lineage: Eukaryota; Fungi; Ascomycota; Leotiomycetes; Helotiales; Mollisiaceae
Product: general substrate transporter
Exons: 4
Coding region: 1-1545 (514 amino acids)
Biological process (GO): transmembrane transport; carbohydrate transport
Cellular component (GO): membrane
Molecular function (GO): carbohydrate:proton symporter activity
Source: RefSeq, a predicted model, not a curated record